Messenger RNA from Pochonia chlamydosporia 170, 1746 nucleotides. RefSeq names its product IQ calmodulin-binding domain-containing protein. Gene Ontology annotation, molecular function: protein binding. The transcript has a single exon. Lineage: Eukaryota; Fungi; Ascomycota; Sordariomycetes; Hypocreales; Clavicipitaceae. The record is from RefSeq and is a predicted model, not a curated record. The coding region runs from base 1 to 1746 and encodes 581 amino acids.
AUGGGUCUAGACCAGAGGAUCAUGCCGUCGUCCGACAGUGCCGUUUCCUUCGAUACCUGGCCGUCCACUCCCAAGACCAAAGAAUACAUGGAUUCCCUGGUUCUUCCGUCCCAGGACAAGUUCGAGCAGAUAGCUCACGUACAGGAGGAGAAGGAAGUUGAAUCACGACGACGAGCUAAAGAAGAGUGGCGUCACCGUUCCACGUCCGGUGCAUCUGCAUCUGUGUCAGACAGCGCACACAGCCAUACCACUGCAACGGGGCCAGGCCACAGCCAUGAGCGCGACAAGGCCGCCAAGGUCAUACAAAAGACGUUUCGAGGCUAUCGCGCCAGGCGAGAACUGGAGGGCUACAGUCUAAACGCAAGCACGCGAUGGGUCACGGCCGUUCGAGAAGCCCAGUUUCGUCAGAGCACGAAGCCUCGUGGUGUUGCUGACACCGACACCAACGAGGUUCUUGCGCUGGAGGACCCGGUUGACUAUCGACCCGCGAGCGCACGGCAAAAAUGGAAAAAGGCAAGCUUGGUGGCGCGCAGGGCAGGACACGAUGAUUCGGACACGGAUUCGGACUCAGACGACGAUGAUGUGCUGGCGGGAAUGACGUCAGAGGAGAGAAGUGCAGCGAGGGAGAAACGUGUCAAGGCGACGACGCAGAGACGCCAGGCGGCGCGGAUGAUGGGCCUGCAGUACUUUUUGGAAAUGGUGGACUCCAAGCAUCGGUAUGGCAGUAAUUUACGCAUGUACCACGAGGAGUGGAAGGCGUCCAACACCAAGGAGAACUUCUUCUACUGGCUGGACUACGGCGAGGGUAAGAACAUCGAGCUGGAUACGUGUCCUAGGGACAGACUGGAACGCGAGCAGGUGCGCUACCUUUCGCGGGACGAACGACAGUACUAUCUCGUGCGAGUCGACGACGAAGGCCGUCUGUGCUGGGUGAAGAAUGGGGUGCGAAUCGACACAACCGAACAGUUUAGAGAUAGCAUCCACGGCGUUGUGCCCAUUGACGAUCCCACGCCUGCAUUCACACCUACUUCCUCCCAACCGCCAGAAGACAACGACGACAGCGACUCAGACUCCUCCGCCGAAUCCAGGCGCGAAGCCGACCGCGCCGCCAAAUACGCCGACUCAAACCUCGACGACACCAAGGGCCUCAAAAAAAUCACCCACAUCUCCGCCUCCACAAUCUUCAACCAACUUCUCCGCAAGUCCGUCAAGAAAAACACAUGGAUCUUCGUCGCAGACACCUCCUUCAGACUCUACGUGGGCAUCAAAGACUCCGGCGCGUUCCAGCACUCCUCCUUCCUCCAAGGCGGCCGCAUCUCCGCCGCCGGUCUCAUCAAGAUCAAAAACGGGCGUUUAUCCUCCCUGUCCCCCCUGAGCGGACACUACCGCCCCCCCGCGAGCAACUUCCGCGCCUUUGUAAAGAACCUCAAGGAGGAGGGCGUGGACAUGAGCCACGUGAGCAUAUCGAAGGCGUACACCGUCCUCGUGGGGCUGGAGACGUACCUCAAGACGAGGAGGAAGGGGAAGGAGUUUGUGGGGAAGCUGAUACACGGGAAGGACAAGGUGCUUGCGCCGGAGGAGGUGAGGCGGCGGGAGGAGGAGAGGAGGGAUAAGAGUGAGAGUGCGGCGCUGGAGAGGAGGGUGCUGGAGAGGGAGAGGGAGGAGGAGGAGCGGGAGAAGAGGGGGAUGAGUACGGGGGAUAGGGUGGUUGGUAAGAUUAGGAGUUUGCCGGUGCAUACGAAGUAG